AAUAAGAACAUUAAACCACAUACGUCAAAGACUCGCAAAAGGUUUUUGCAUCACAAAAACAAUACAACGGAUCUCUGAAAUCACUUUAUCGUCACAACUUGUCCACACAAACAGACGGCGCGUUCUCUUUCCGCAGUAAACAUGUGGAUAUUGGUGUUGUUACUCGCCCCGGCGUGGGCCGAGGAUGUCAUAGUGACUACUGGCAAAGGAACUGUGGUCGGACAGACUACUAGCGAUGGAUAUAAGACCUUCUUCGGUGUGCCUUACGCUAAGGUGGACGAGGGGAAUCCUUUUGGUAACUCCUUGGAGCAGCCCGCCUUCGCGCAACCAUUCAAAGCCACAGACCCUAAUAUAUUUUGUCCCCAAGCGGGGAGAAUUGAAGGAGGAACACUCCAAUGUCUGACACUCAACAUUUACGUCCCUAAAGAUGCUAAUGCUAAUAAUAAAAAGGCGGUUUUUGUAUGGUUCUAUGGUGGCGGUUUCUUUGUCGGAUAUGCUGGCUUAUACGGCGGCAAAUAUUUGGUCCAACGUGACAUAGUAGUCGUUACUGUCAAUUACAGAUUAGGGCCAUAUGGUUUCCUUUGUUUGAACGAUCCCAAAGUACCAGGCAACCAGGGAUUGAAGGAUCAAAUCGCUGCUUUGAGGUGGAUCAAGGCAAAUAUCGGAGCGUUUGGUGGAGAUCCGACCAAAAUCGCAAUUGCUGGCGAAAGCUAUGGUGGCGGAGCUGUCGAUUUCCAUCUCUAUUCCAAAUAUGAACAGUUAUUCGAUAAAGCUAUAAUCCAAAGUGCUUCUGUUUUCACACCUUACAUAUUUGGCAAAGGCGAUUACAAUGCGGCUAAAGAACUAGCAGAAUUAAUGGGACAUAAGAGCUCGACUAAUGACGAUGCAAUUCGAUUUUUAGCAACAGCCAACCCGGUAGAAGUGAUGAAACUGUCACGCAACUUAACAAAUUCCCUACAGCCGUGCAAAGAGAAACAAUUCAAAGGCGUCCACAACUUCAUCACAACCGAUCCGUUCCAUUUCAAAAAGUCUGAUAAAGUUAAAAAUGCAAAAAUACUCAUUGGGCACAACAGUAAGGAGACUUUUAAUAUAUUCGCUGAUGGAGAUAAAGAUUUCUACAAGAGUCAGCAAAAUAUAUUCAGCGAGAAGUUAUCGGACAUAUUCGCACUUAAAAGAGAAGAAUUGGAAACGCUUACAAAGAUCGUUCGAGAUUUUUACUUAGGUGGAAAGCCGAUAGCAAAGUCAUCUAUGCUUGAACUGACUGACUUCUUGUCCGAUUUCAUGGGAAACCAUGCUGAGGAACGUUCAGUAAAUAAUUACCUUAAAAUAGGAGCUGAGAAAGUUUACAAAUACGUAUUUUCGUACAUUGGAAGCAGUCCAUACAAGGAUAUACCUGGAGCAGGGGCCAUACAUACUGAAGAGCUGGACUUUCUUUUCGAAAUAGCGCGUGACCCGAAGAAUCUCACAACUCCUGAGCAGAUUAUGAUGCGGGAUAGGAUGACGGAGAUGUGGGCUAACUUUGUGAAGUAUGGAGACCCAACACCGAGAGUGACAAAUUUGUUGCCAGUUAAAUGGACGCCAGUCACUACUGGCAAUGCCAGGCCGUACAUGAACAUAGACGUGAAUAUGGAAGUGGGCGACCACGUCAACCACGAGAGAAUGGCCUUCUGGGAUCUCAUAUGGCAUAAAUAUUGGAGGAAUUCUCCAUUGCUACAUUAGAAUUGUCGAAUCUCACUAUCAGUAAAUAUCCAUACGUCUCGUUAUUUUGCAAGUGUUUUUAUUAAUCAUUUACUAAAUUUAUUUCUUGUUUUUUAAGUACUUUAUAACAUGACAUCUAUAAAUAUAUGUACUUAAUUUAGGAAUCAAUAAAAGGAAUUAAAUAUUUUACAUGACCAACAUUUCUAAUGUCACCAAUAAAGAAUUUUCGAAUUUUC
Molecule: messenger RNA, 1934 nt
Organism: Manduca sexta (tobacco hornworm)
Lineage: Eukaryota; Metazoa; Arthropoda; Insecta; Lepidoptera; Sphingidae
Product: acetylcholinesterase
Exons: 3
Coding region: 142-1719 (525 amino acids)
Source: RefSeq, a predicted model, not a curated record